AUGUAUGCAGCGGGAAGAGGCCUCGCUAGAGCUACACGCCCAGCCCUGUCGUUCUCAAGCCACAGGGGCGCUGCCCAUGCUGCCCGUGCUGCCCGUGCUGCCCGUGCUGCCCGUGCUGCCCGUGCUAGCCAUACUACCCAUACUACCCAUACUACCCAUACUGCCCAUACUACCCAUACUACCCACGCUGCCGCUGUAGCCCCCAGAUGGAAGCCCUCAUCCGCGCUCGACGAAUGGGUGCAGCGCGAGGCCCGGCCCAUCAGCCUCCGCCAGUUGACCUUCUUCGGCAGGACGCUCACCGAGUCUCGUCUGCUGGACUCGGCCAACUACUGUCGACUCGAGCUGCCGACAAGACUGGCCCAUCGUCUGCGCGACAUCCAGACCCUGCCGUACGUCGUCGUUGCGAACCCCCACCUCGCCCACGUCUACGAGUCCUAUCUGCACGCCUUUGAGCGAUUCCGCCGCGUGCCCGAAAUCCGAUCCCUCGACGACAACGACCGCUACUGCAAAGUGCUCGAGGAAACCGUCAAGGAACACGCUACCGUCAUACCACGACUGGCCAUUGGCGUGCUGGAAGUACGCAACCUCAUGAAGCCUGACGAGACCGACAAAUUCAUGACCACCAUGUUGCGAGCGCGCAUAUCGCGGCGAGUCAUCGCCGAACAGCACCUAGCCCUCACCGAGACCUUCAGUUCGCCCUGGCACUUCCCCCACGCCCAACCGCCCCAGGAUCAGGAGGCCAUCGGAGAGAUCUUCUUACGAUGCAACGCGAGAGAGAUUGUCGAGUCGUGUGGCAAGACCACGCAAGAGCUGGUCAAGCGUGCCUACGGCGACCACGUCGACAUUCCCGACAUCAACGUCUACGGCCACCUGGAUGCCACCUUUCCCUACAUUCUGACCCACCUGGAAUACAUCAUCGGCGAGUUGUUGCGUAACUCCAUCCAGGCCGUCGUCGAACAGCGCAAAUCCAAAGACGCAAAGCCACCGCCAAUCGAGGUGCUCAUCUGCGAGACUUCCCAGCACGUCAUCAUCAGAAUCUCGGAUCAAGGCGGGGGCAUUCCCAACGAGCUGCUGCCCUACUUGUGGAGUUUCAGUAAAGGCCCACGUCGUGAGAAGAGACUGCAAAAUCUGGCCAGAGUGCCAAAGCUGCUUGGCACGCUGCAGGAGCUGCACGUCGGCGAUAAGUCGGCAUCGGAGCUGCAACAAAAGCACAGCAUGAGGUCAGGCGACGGCGACGUUCAUCGCGGCUCGCUGGCGUCUUUGACCUCCAGGGCGCCUGAUCUUCGCCUUGGCAUCGGUCUUCCCAUGUCGAGGCUGUAUGCGGAAUACUGGGCUGGCACUUUGGAGAUCCACAGCCUCGAAGGCUAUGGAGUGGAUGCCUUUCUUCAGAUCUCAAAGUUGGGCAACAAGAACGAACGACUCACCACACGUGCCUCGAUGGAUGCCAUCUAG
Molecule: messenger RNA, 1452 nt
Organism: Ascochyta rabiei
Lineage: Eukaryota; Fungi; Ascomycota; Dothideomycetes; Pleosporales; Didymellaceae
Product: putative protein kinase YGL059W
Exons: 5
Coding region: 1-1452 (483 amino acids)
Biological process (GO): protein phosphorylation; regulation of glucose metabolic process
Cellular component (GO): mitochondrion
Molecular function (GO): pyruvate dehydrogenase (acetyl-transferring) kinase activity
Source: RefSeq, a predicted model, not a curated record